This is a messenger RNA of Jatropha curcas, 5371 nucleotides long. RefSeq lists its product as uncharacterized. Lineage: Eukaryota; Viridiplantae; Streptophyta; Magnoliopsida; Malpighiales; Euphorbiaceae. The record is from RefSeq and is a predicted model, not a curated record.
UCUUGCAUUUGCGUUUGCAUUUGCAAGAACUUAAAAAAAAAAAAAAAACCUCUCCCUUCCUAUUUUCUUUUCUUUUUCUUCUUAAAACGCAUAUUCACAGAUGAGGGGUGAAUCGUAGUGUUAAAAAUGGUACAAAAAUGCUUUUUGCUAGAGACAGGAGAAGAGAGAGAAACAGGAACCUGAUGCCCUUUUGAUGUGUGAGUGGGUGGUGCUCUUUUUUUCUCCCCCUCUCUCUUUCUCUCUCUAUAGCUCUCUUUCUUUCUUUCCCCUUUGUUUUUUUCCCCUUGCCUUAAUUCCUCAUUUCCUCCCGUUUUCUGCCCAAAACCAUCUCAAAAUACAAAAGCUUCAAAGAAAGCUUAAGGCUGGAUGGAUGAAGAAGAUUCAAGUGGGCUUGCUUGAUCUUGUAAAAAAGGAAGUUGCAAAAUAAUAAAGAUAAUAAAAUAGCUAGGUUUGGCUAGCUCCUUUGCUGUUGCUGCUGGAGGCUGUGCUUGGUGGUGGUGGUGGUGGGGUUUGUAUUAGAAAGAGAAAGAUAAAUAAAGAGAGAGAGAAGUCUGUAAUAGUAAGUGUUGUUAUAUAUGCUGAACGCUAAGAGGUUAAAGAUAAGGCCCAGUGGAAGUGGAAGAGAUAAUUUUAAGAGUAGUAGUACUAGUAUUAGUUGUGGAGAAGCUUGUGACUGUUGCAAAAACAGCACAAGAAGAGAGAAGCUUAGCAUCAGAUGUUAUCCAUUGAAAGCCCUCCACCAGAUCCCCCAUGUUCUUGCCAAUUUCCCCAACUGAAUAGUACUAGUAGUGAUGAGAGAGCUUCUCAUAAGCAGCUUCUUCCCUUACCAGAGGUAGAUCUACCAAACCCACCUCUUGAUCAUCAUACCCCACUUGCUAAUUUCUCUAUAAGAGAUUAUGUAUUUACAGCCCGGAGUAAAGAUGUCAAGAAGAAUUGGCCUUUUUCUCUGAAAAAUUUGCAGCUUUGUUUGAAACAUGGCGUGAAAGAUGUCUUGCCACCAUUUCAGCCUCUUGAUUCAGUAAGGAAUCAGUCACUUAAGAGAUGUACGGUUGAAAGUAGUUCACUUGAGAAGCAAAACACAAGCAAGUUUGACAAAAAGCCUUCUAGUCCAGACAAUAACGGUACCCAGUUGAAUAACAAGCUGUUUGAAUCUUGCAUUGAUAUUAGUUCAUGUAAAUCUGGAGAAGAAAAUGAUUUCCCAUCCACCACCACGAGUGUGUCUCAAUCUGAGAUAGAGUCCCUUAUUGAUAAUAGGCAAUCUAGGUCACCAUUGGUAACUGAGAAUUCACGGAGAAGUUCAGUUGCAGUUGAGACUGUUGGUCCUGGGAAUAACAAGACUGAGAGCACUUCACGGCCACUGGGCAAGAAGUGUAGGCUGAUAGUAAAAUUUGGUGGAACUUCUGAUCGUAGCUCUACUGAAGAUAUCGCCUCUAAUUGUACUACUGUAUCAGAAACAAUGGCUUCUAAAGUUUGCCCUGUUUGCAAAACUUUCUCAUCCACAUCAAACACUACCUUGAAUGCUCAUAUUGAUCAGUGCCUUUCUGUGGAGUCAACACCCAAAUGGACAGCUGAUUCUAAGUUAACAAGACAUAGGAUAAAGCCGAAGAAGACAAGGUUGAUGGUAGAUGUUUAUUCUACUGCAUUACCAUGCACAUUAGAAGACCUUGACCGAAGAAAUGGGACAAACUGGGCCACAGUUUCAAGUAUGCCUACUCAGGAGACUGAGAAGAUUGAGAGUUCUAAUGAAGGGAAGAAGCAAAGGGUAUCACCAGCUCAUCCUGAGGAUGCUGGAGAUGUGGGUCCAGUUUAUAUUGAUGCAAAUGGCACUAAGCUUAGAAUUUUAUCGAAGUUUAAUGAACAACAAUCAAUGUCAAAAGUGGGGGAGGAUAUUGGACCAAGGAAACAUUUGAAAGGAGUCAAAGGAAGUAAAUACAUUUCAAAGAAGAAGAAAAAACGCCUUGCACAAAAACAUCAGAAGUAUCUGAAACAUGUUCCUCAAAGAAAGAAAGUUUUCUCCCAUGAGGCUUAUGGCUCCCAGAUUUCUGAAGGUCAAGAAGGGUAUAAAGGAGAGGCAAAAACUUCUGAGAAAGAACAUGCAAUGUCAAAACAAAGUCCACCUUGUGAUUCUGGGACUUUAAGACCAUGGGUUUGCUCCAAAAGAAGAGGUUUUGGGAAGAAGAUUGCAAGUGAAGAGGGCCAUCAAUCUGUGAGAUGUAAUUGGCAUUUGCCUCGGGAUUUACUGGUUGAGAAUGGUCAAUCAUUUUUAGGUGAUUCUAUUGCAGACAGGAAUCAUGUCCAGAAAUUUGCCAGUCUGUCUGAUAAUCCCAUAUCUUCUUCUGGAAACAAUGAGAGGCUGGAAAAGUCAUUUCAUAAAGUUCAAGUUAGCAACAAGAGGGAGCAGUCUCCUGGGAGAAAAAGAUUGGGGGAAGGCAGGACCAGUAAUGAUGCGGAGGGCUCUUUGCCACCUCUGAAACAAAAUUCCAAUCCCUUGGGGAAUUAUGUAACUUCAAUGCAUGAUAGUUGUAUGCUGAGACCUUUAAACUCUACAAGGAAUCAUGCAUCUUUGCUUAGCAAGAAAACAGUUGAUACUCGCAAAGAUUCCUUCAAUAAUUCUGAUAUUUCUUGCAUUGCUAGCACAAAAUCUCCUCGGAAUGCUCAUGCAAUUGUAACUAAAGCAAUGAGAUUCUCCUCUUUUAGGAAAAACAUGUCUGUAAAUGGCCGAUCUUCUGUGACUGAACCUAUGUAUAGUAGGAUUAAGAAGUGGUCAGCUCUUAAGAAGUCUCAAGUGCGCUUCAUGAAAAAAAGAGAUGAAGAGGUAGUGACUUGGCAUUCUGAAGCAGAUAAAGGGUGUGAUUUGAUGAGUGGUGAAGCAGAUAAUGAGGUUGAAAGAGCAGAAAUAAAUGAUGAUGAAUAUCUGGAGGAAAGCACUGCCAUGGAAACAAGGGAAGCAAGAGGAUUGUUUUCUACUUCUCAAGGGGAUGGAGCAUUGGAUUUGAGGAGCUCAAAAUCUGCACCUCAAUGUUACGAUAAUGAUGUCCGAGUAAAUGCUGAUUCUUCCGUUAGAGUCGGUGAUGGUUUUCAAUCAAAAAUUGAUUGCUUAGACUCUGCUCGAAAGCAUGUUCGUGUCUAUGUGGAGGACAUUGUUGUUGAACCAUCUUCUAGGACUUCUGAUGGGAGAACUACAGCUGGUUUGAUUAAGUCAGUAGAUUCAGAAGUGUUCAAGCUGACUAAUUCCUCGAAGAUCCAUUCUAACUUUCUUCAGUCCAUUGAAGAUUACAGGGGGCUUUUAUGCGAUACUGGAGCCCCAACAGGUCCACCGGAGCCUGAUUUUGUUAAUGACCAAGAGAUGUUUUCUGCUGACGAAGUUGGAAAUGGUAUGAAUCAGCAAAAUGCUGAUAUGAGAUUGGAGUUGGAUUCUGAAGCUGGGCAAGGAAACUCUUUUCCUGAGGUUGAUCCAAUACCUAUUCCGGGACCCCCGGGCUCAUUUUUGCCAAGUCCUAGAGAUAUGGGCUCAGAAGAUUUUCAAGGGAAUUCAUCCUUGACUACAAGCCGGGUUCAUUCUUCUCCAGAUCAGCAUGAUGUGGUCGAUGGAGAUUCAUCAGAUUCACCUAUGUCUGCAGCAUCCACCAUCUCUAACUCCACUGCUGGUAGAUCUGAUUUCAAUUAUUCAGAACCAUCAUCAGCUCUAGGACCUUACACUGUUCAAGACAAGAUUAGGUCAACAAGUGCUAGUUCUGAGCCUUCACUGCAAAGUGUUGGCAUUGUUCCACAGCCAACAGGUGCAGAAGUGGAAAGAACUGCUUUUGAUGGAGAAUAUUUGAAACUUGAUAGGAUCUAUAUUGAGAAGGGAUCUCUUAGUUUCAAGAAUGAUCAGCCAUGCUGUUGCCAAAGGAAGGAGAGAUUUUCUCAGGGUGUUGCUUUGAAUUAUCAAGAUUCACAACUUUUAAGACGACGAAAAAUGGCUUCAGUAACCGUUUCUGCCAGUGGAAAGCAUAUGGAUUUCAACUCCAACAUGAAGCCAGUUGAUUUGGAUGCAAGGCCUGAAUUAGCUACUCCGAACAGUUGUGCAAGUUCAGUACCUGAGAAGUUGGUUCCCCCAGUCAUUAAGCCUGCUGCAGGUUCCAUUCCUUUCAAGGAUUCUCCCAAUGCCAGUGCAAAAUUUUUAGCUCGUAAUGAUUCUGAUUCUGCUAGUCCAUCCACUUCCAAUCCUGUACUUAGGCUGAUGGGUAAGGACUUAAUGGUGGUCAACAAAGACGAUGAUAUGCCAGUGCCACUUCCUGGGUUUCAACCUCAUGUUCAGAAUAACCAUCAAGCCUCUCAGUUUCUGGCAUUUUCCAGAGUCUUUCCUAGCAAUAUUCAGAAUCAGGACUGCCAUCCCUUACAUCAUAUGGGGUCCCAAGCUUCUGCCUUCUUUGGUAACUCCCAUAAGUCAGUAGGUCCAUGCAUUGAUGGUGGUUUAUCAAACAGUUUUAGAAGCCAAUCUGAUUCAAGAUUACCUGUACAUGCGCGACUACCAGCAGGCAUGUUUCAAGAUCAGCGUGCAGAUUGUGGUUUUGCAACAUCCAUGGAUUGUCACGAAUAUAAAGGCGAUUACAACAUUCCAAGCCGGCAUAAUAGGCUAAAGAACAAACUAAAUGUAUCACCCUCAGAUAAUGUGGACAAAGUUGCAGCAACUCCUGAUUGCCAUUAUCAGCAUGCAGAUUCUUCCACAAAUCUAGCAAAAGAAAUCAUCAUCAUUGAUGACAUUCCAGAAAGUGAAAAUGCUGUGAGUAGUGAUGUUGCAAAGUACAUGGAAGGUGUGAGGGAAAGCCAAGCAGUUUCUUCUGGUAUCUCGAUUCCAACAGCUCCGAGUUAUGUCCAUCCUUUUCCCUGUUAUCAGCCACAAGAUCAUCCUCUUCUUGGAGAAUCACCUGUAGUCCGCAAUGCUAGCUUUCAUGCAGUCCCAGCUAAGCUAGGCAACACAUGUCCCGUUAGGUGGGGUUGUACUGCGGAAGGUUCUGGUGUGCUGCAGCGGAGUCCUUUUACAGCUGCAUCGUCCUCACCUGGUCAUUUAAGAUCAGCAGCACUGCAUUAUUCUCCAGGUUUUUCAUAGUUAAAGUACUUACAGCUUGCAUGGCGGUUUCUACAAGAUUGUGCUUUACUAGGUUGCUUACCAAUCAAACUUGGACUGAACUUGGGCUUCUUUCAUCGACCAGUUGUUGGAAACUUUUGGGGGUUCAAAAAUGACUAUAGCAGAAAUAAUGGCAGUAUGAACAAAGACAGCCUGCAUAAGCUUAGCAUUUGGGAACUCAGAAAAAAAAAGUUUGUAUUCAUUUCUAAUGUACUGAAUGUUGAGUCAGAUUUUAAGCAGUUUUUUAGAUUCUGCUUAGGC